Messenger RNA from Hermetia illucens (black soldier fly), 7279 nucleotides. RefSeq lists its product as uncharacterized. Gene Ontology annotation, biological process: proteolysis. The record is from RefSeq and is a predicted model, not a curated record. Bases 231 to 7217 code for a protein of 2328 amino acids. Gene Ontology annotation, molecular function: serine-type endopeptidase activity; protein binding. Lineage: Eukaryota; Metazoa; Arthropoda; Insecta; Diptera; Stratiomyidae. The transcript is spliced from 25 exons.
AGAUCUUAAAUAGUAAGUUAAAAUGCCCAGCAAUAGUAGUUACUGAUUAGGCGAUCAGCGAAUAUAUUCAGGGAGAAUUAUAUUCUCCGUAGUGAUCUAUAAAAGAAAUACUUAAUGUGAAGUGCAUCUGCUGUGAAAAAAGUUAUCGCAUGACAACUGGAAGAAGGGAGCGAGUUUAAAGUGCAUUUGAAUUUAAAAUUUGUGCAGUGAUUUAACUUGAAUCAACCAGGAUGAAACAAUCGGUGAUUCUGAUUUACUUUUGUUACCUUUUGCCCCCUAUUCUAACUGGAACCUCUGCCGAAAACAGUGCGUGUAUGAGCCUUGAAUGGCAAUGCAAAAGUGGACAAUGUAUUCCACUUGACGCAAAAUGUGAUGGAGUUGUAAAUUGUGGAGAUGGAAGCGAUGAAAGUGCUGAAUUUUGUCUAGAAACCUUUUGUCCAGAAUAUUCAUUCAAAUGUGCCUAUGGAGCAUGCAUCAGUGGCACUUCAAAAUGCAAUGGAAUAAAAAAUUGUGCUGAUAAUUCCGACGAAUCUGUACUACUUUGCGGCACUGGAUCUGGUAGAUUCGGCAAAAAGUGUCCAGAAAAUUACUUUCAAUGUGAUUCCGGGGACUGUAUAUCGUCAGAUGAACAUUGUGACGGUCGAAAAAAUUGCGCGGAUGGCUCUGACGAAACUCUGAAAUCAUGCAAGACUGUCGACUGUCCUAAGUUCUCCUUCAAGUGCGCAUACGGAGCGUGUAUUAGCGGUAGAUUCAAAUGUAAUGGGAUCAACGAAUGUCAUGACGGAUCUGAUGAAGCGAAGGACCUUUGCGGAUCAAAAAUAGGGUCGCCACUGUCAGGAGAACCAGGUUCAUGUCGAGUGACACUUGGAUCGAAUAUGAUCAUAGCGCUCAAAAUGAAUCAAUCGCUACCAAUUAAUGAAGGUGAUUUUGUAAAUGACGUGUCGAGCAUUAUAUACACAUGUAAUAGAGGUUACUCUUUAUUGGGUCGGAAGGAUAAUGUAUGUUUUAGAGGCUCGUGGGCAUAUCCUCCACCGAAAUGCAUCAAAACCUCUGCCGAAAACAGCCCGUGUCUGAGCCUUGAAUGGCAAUGCAAAAGUGGAGAAUGUAUUCCAUCUGACGAAAAAUGUGAUGGAGUUGUAAAUUGUGGGGAUGGAAGUGAUGAAAGUGCUGAAUUUUGUCUAGAAACCACUUGUCCAGAAUAUUCAUUCAAAUGUGCCUAUGGAGCAUGCAUCAGUGGCACUUCAAAAUGCAAUGGAAUAAAAAAUUGUGCUGAUAAUUCCGACGAAUCUGUACUACUUUGCGGCACUGGAUCUGGUAGAUUCGGUAAAAAGUGUCCAGAAAAUUACUUUCAAUGUGAUUCUGGGGACUGCAUAUGGUUAAAUGAACAUUGCGAUGGUCGAAAAAAUUGCGCAGACGGGUCUGACGAGACUCUGAAAACAUGCAAGACUGACGACUGUCCUAUGUUUUCCUUCAAGUGCGCAUACGGAGCUUGUGUUAGGGGUAGUGCUAAAUGCAACGGGAUCAACGAGUGCCAUGACGGAUCUGAUGAAGCGAAGGACAUUUGCGGUGAAAGAAUUGAAACGAAUGUCAAUCUACCUCUACCUUCGGAUACCACAUCGUCAAGACUAAGAUCGGCGCGAUCAACAGAAGUUGGUUCAUGUCGAGUGGUACUUGGACCGAAUAUGAUCAUCACAGCCGAAAAUGAUACAUCACUCGAUCUUAAAAAUGGAGAUCUUAUAAAUGACCUGUCCCCCGUAAAAUACAAAUGCAAAAGUGGUUACACUUUAUUCGGUCCAGCAGACAAUUUAUGUUUUAAAGGCUCAUGGGUAUAUGGUCCACCGGAAUGUUUAAAAACGUGCCCGAAUACCGUAAUUGAGGGCAUCACAUUCCACGUUACUUGUGCAAUCAAUAGGACCAGAGUUUCUUGCGAGGGCCCGAUUCGUCCUGGGACAAUAGCUAUGGUUACAUGUGCAAGAGGGUAUAAAAAACCGGACCGAUCAGUGCGUGACACUCUUAUCUGUGAUACCAGCGGAGAAUGGGAUUAUCAUUCAUACAGUUGUGUGCCAAUUUGUGGCCAAAAGACUGCAGAACAAUAUCGCGCGCUCCGAUCUAUUUCCGUUAGCAUUUCCCAAGUCCCUUGGUAUGCAACUAUAUAUCGAAGAGGUGACCAAGGAGCCGAACACAUUUGCGGUGGUACUAUAAUAAGUGCCAAGCUAGUAAUUUCAGCCGCUCACUGCGUCUGGUCAGAAAGCAUUGAUUCCACGAAGUACCUAGUCGUGGUUGGCAAAAAUAACAGAGAUUAUAUCGCCAUGGAGAAAUCAGAAACUCAAGUGUUUGAUGUUUCAGAAAUUCAUAUAGCAAGAGGGUACCUUGGAGAAAGCACAUCCUAUCAGAAUGAUAUUGCAGUUCUGGUCUUGAACAAAUUUAUAAGAUAUCAAUCGCAUAUCAAGCCGGCUUGUCUUGAGUGGCGUAACUACGCAAAAAGGGAUCUUCUACCCGAUACGAUGGGUGAAAUUGCAGGUUGGGGUCGAUUUUCGGUAAAUGGUUCCUUCAGUGAUGAUCUAAGGGCUAGCUCUUUGCCGGUUAUAGAUAGAGCCGAAUGUCUUAAAAAAGUAGGGCCCGGAUAUGAAUCGGUGAUUGCAGGUGAUAAGUUCUGCGUCGGUUCCCCUAAUAUCGAUGCAGCUCCGUGUCAGGGUGCCAGUGGAGGUGGCUUUUUAGUGCCAAAACGCAUUGAAGGUAUUCCGACCUACUUUCUAGAGGGUGUGAUUAGCACUAGCUUGAGUAAAGAGAAAUGCGGCACAGAAUAUUAUAUUGCUCUAACAAGUAUACAGUAUCAUGAACUAAUGAUAAAGGAACUUGAAGCAAGAUUUAAGCCUAGAAUCUUUGCCGCAAACAGUGGGUGUAAACCCUACGAAUGGCAAUGCAAAAGUGGACAAUGUAUUUCACUUGACGAGAAAUGUGAUGGGGUUGCAAACUGUGGAGAUCAAAGUGAUGAAAGUAGUGAAUUCUGUCUAGAAACCAACUGUCCAAAUUAUACAUUCAAAUGUGCCUAUGGAGCUUGCGUAUCUGGCAAUGCUAAAUGCAAUGGAAUCAAGGAAUGUUACGAUGGAUCUGAUGAAGCCAAGGACCUUUGCGAUAGUGCAAUUAAUAUAAAUCUCGGGAUGUCAUUACAUUUGAAUGAAACAUCAUCUAAAAUAAGGUCGCGACGACAAGCAAAAGCUAACCCAUGUCGAGUGACACUUGGAUCGAAUAUGAUUAUUUCAACCAAAGCCGAUCCAUUAUUCACCUUCGAUGAUGGAGAUUUUGUAGGUGACCUGACCAACAUAAAAUACUCAUGCACAAGUGGUUACUCUAUCCUGGGUCGGAAGGAAAAUAUAUGCUUUAGAGGCUCAUGGGUAUAUCCUCAACCAAAAUGCUCAAUAACAUGCCCGAAUAGCGUAAUCCAAGGCAUCACAUUCCAAGUUAUUUGCUCAUAUAAUAGGACCACAAUUCCCUGUGAGGACGCCAUUAGACCUGGUACCAUAGCUACUGCAGCUUGUGCAUUAGGGUACCAGAGACCAGACGAAAUGGCGCUUGUUGAUACACUUUCCUGCGGUGCCAAUGGAGAAUGGGACUCUAUUCCUCACAGUUGUGUACCAAUAUGUGGACAACAAACUACAGAAGCGUUCGGUUCGGGUCUUGUGGACGUUAGCAGAAUCCCGUGGCAUGUAGCUAUUUACCAGCGGAGGAAUCAAAGUGUGGAGUUUAUUUGCGGGGGUACUAUAAUAGCUCCUAAAAUAAUAAUUACAGCUGCUCAUUGUGUGUCGUUAAAAAGGAUCGAUCCCACGAAGUACAUAGUCCUGGUGGGGAAAAACUACAGAGAGUAUAGUGCCAAGGAGAAACUAGAAACCCAGGAGUUUAACAUUUCAGAAAUUCAUAUACCAAGAGGCUACUUGGGAGAUAGUGCAUUCUAUCAUAAUGAUAUGGCAAUUUUGGUUCUAAACGAAUUUAUAAGAUAUCAACCCCACAUCAAACCGGCUUGUGUUGAGUGGCGUAGUCACGGAGCAAAGGAUCCUCUACCCAAUACGAUGGGCAAGAUUGCAGGCUGGGGUCGAGUUUCACCAAAUGGUUUCUACAGUGAUGAUCUAAGAGCUAUCACUUUGCCAGUUAUAGAUAGAGAUGAAUGCAUUAGAAAUACAAAGCCUGUCUAUGAACCGUUCGUCGCUGCUGAUAAGUUUUGUAUCGGUUCCCCCGAAGGCGUUGGAGCACCAUGUCAAGGUGACAGCGGUUCUGGUUUUUUGGUUACAAAAGACAUCGAAGGAACCUAUGCCGCAAACAGUGGGUGUGAACCCUUCGAAUGGCAAUGCAAAAGUGGACAAUGUAUUUCACUUGACGUUAAAUGCGAUGGCAUUGCAGACUCUGCAGAUCAAAGUGAUGAAAGUAAUGAAUUCUGUCUAGAAACCAAUUGUCCAAAUUAUACAUUCAAAUGCGCCUAUGGAGCUUGCGUAUCUGCCAAUGCUAAAUGCAAUGGAAUCAAGGAAUGUUACGAUGGAUCUGAUGAAGCCAAGGACCUUUGCGAUGGUGCAAUUAAUAUAAACCUCGGGAUGUCAAUACGGUCGAAUGAAACAUCGUCUAAAAUAAGGUCGCCACGACAAGCAAAAGCUGGCCCAUGUCGAGUGACACUUGGAUCGAAUAUGAUUAUUUCAACCAAAGCCGAUCCAUCAUUCACCUUCGAUGAUGGAGAUUUUGUAGGUGACCUGACCAACAUAAAAUACUCAUGCACAAGCGGUUACUCUAUAAUCGGCCGGAAAGAAAAUAUAUGCUUUAGAGGCUCGUGGGCAUAUCCUCAACCAAAAUGUAUAAUAACGUGCCCGAAUAGCGUAAUCCAAGGCAUCACAUUCCAAGUUAUUUGCACAUAUAAUAGGACCACAAUUCCCUGUGAGGACGCCAUUAGACCUGGUACCAUAGCUACUGCAAUUUGUGCAUUAGGAUACCACAGACCAGACGGAAUAGCGCUUGUUGACACACUUUCCUGCGGUGCCAAUGGAGAAUGGGACUCUAUUCCUCACAGUUGUGUACCAAUAUGUGGACAACAAACUACAGAAGCGUUCGGUUCGGGUCUUGUGGACGUUAGCAGAAUCCCGUGGCAUGUAGCUAUUUACCAGCGGAGGAAUCAAAGUGUGGAGUUUAUUUGCGGGGGUACUAUAAUAGCUCCUAAAAUAAUAAUUACAGCUGCUCAUUGUGUGUCGUUAAAAAGGAUCGAUCCCACGAAGUACAUAGUCCUGGUGGGGAAAAACUACAGAGACUACUUGGGAGAUAGUGCAUUCUAUCAUAAUGAUAUGGCAGUUUUGGUUCUAAACGAAUUUAUAAGAUAUCGACCCCACAUCAAACCGGCUUGUGUUGAGUGGCGUAGUCACGGAGCAAAGGAUCCUCUACCCAAUACGAUGGGCAAGAUUGCAGGCUGGGGUCGAGUUUCACCAAAUGGUUUCUACAGUGAUGAUCUAAGAGCUAUCACUUUGCCAGUUAUAGAUAGAGAUGAAUGCAUUAGAAAUACAAAGCCUGUCUAUGAACCGUUCGUCGCUGCUGAUAAGUUUUGUAUCGGUUCCCCCGAAGGCGUUGGAGCACCAUGUCAAGGUGACAGCGGUUCUGGUUUUUUGGUUACAAAAGACAUCGAAGGAACCUUUGCCGAAAGCAAAGAGUGUAAACCCUUCGAAUGGCAAUGCAAAAGUGGACAAUGUAUUUCACUUGACGUUAAAUGCGAUGGCAUUGCAGACUGUGCAGAUCAAAGUGAUGAAAGUAGUGAAUUUUGUCUAGACACCUACUGUCCAAAUUAUACAUUCAAAUGCGCCUAUGGAGCUUGCGUAUCUGGCAAUGCUAAAUGCAAUGGAAUCAAGGAAUGUUACGAUGGAUCUGAUGAAUCCAAGGACUUUUGCGAUGGUAAUAUAAACUAUGGGAUGUCAUCACGGUCGAAAGAAACAUCAUUUAAAAUAAGGUCGCCACGACAAGCAAAGGCUGGCCCAUGUCGAGUGACACUUGGAGCAAAUAUGAUUAUUUCAACUAAAGCCGAUCCAUCAUUCACCUUCGAUGAUGGAGAUUUUCUAGGUGACCUGGCCAACAUAAAAUACUCAUGCACAAGCGGUUACUCUAUAUUCGGCCGGAAAGAAAAUAUAUGCUUUAGAGGCUCGUGGGCAUAUCCUCAACCAAAAUGUAUAAUAACGUGCCCGAAUAGCGUAAUCCAAGGCAUCACAUUCAGAGUUACUUGCUCAUAUAAUAGGACCACAAUUUCCUGUGAGGACGCCAUUCGACCCGGUACCGUAGUUACUGCAACUUGUGCAUUAGGGUACAUGAAACCAGACGGAAUAGCGCUUGUCGACACCCUUUCCUGCGGUGCCAAUGGAGAAUGGGACUCUAUUCCCCACAGUUGUGUACCAAUAUGUGGCCAACAGACUACGGAAGAGUUCAGUUCGGCUCUCAUGGACGUUACCAGAGUCCCCUGGCAUGUAGCUAUUUACCAGCGGAGUAAUCGAGGUGUGAGGUUUACUUGCGGUGGUACUAUAAUAACUUCUAAAAUAAUAAUUACAGCUGCUCAUUGUGUCUCGUUGAAAAGGACCGAUCCCACGAAGUACAUAGUCCUGUUGGGGAAAAACUACAUAGAGUAUAGUGCCAAGGAGAAAUUAGAAACUCAGGAGUUUAAUGUUUCAGAAAUUCAUAUACCAAGAGGUUACCUGGGAGAAAAUGCGUACUAUUAUAAUGAUAUUGCAGUUUUGGUUCUAAACGAAUUUAUAAGGUAUCAAUCCCAUAUCAAACCCGUUUGUGUUGAGUGGCGUAGUCAUGCGAAAAAAGAUCCUCCACCCGAUACGUUGGGCAAGGUUGCAGGCUGGGGUCGAGUUUCAUCAAAUGUUUCCUUCAGUAAUGAGCUAAGAGCAAUCACUUUGCCAGUUAUAGAUACAAACGAAUGCAUUAAAAAAAUACCGCCCGAAUAUGAACCGUUCGUUAAUGCUGAUAAGUUUUGUGUCGGUUCCCCCGAAGGUGCUGGAGCUCCAUGUCAAGGUGACAGUGGUGCCGGUUUUUUAGUUGCAAAAGACAUCGAUGGUAUCCCGACCUACUUUCUCGAGGGCGUCGUUAGUACUAGCUUAAGCAGAGAUCACUGCAGUUCAAAAUCUUUUGUAGCAUUUUCAAAUAUACAAUAUCAUGAGCUUAUGAUAAGGGAAAUCGAAGGAAAUGUUACGCCUAAAUAAUAAAAAGUGCCAACAUUGUCUUUAUAACUUUUUUUUUAAUAAAUUGAUUAUUUUCGAUAUAA